Messenger RNA from Plasmodium berghei ANKA, 1464 nucleotides. RefSeq names its product conserved Plasmodium protein, unknown function. The record is from RefSeq and is a predicted model, not a curated record. The transcript is spliced from 2 exons. Lineage: Eukaryota; Apicomplexa; Aconoidasida; Haemosporida; Plasmodiidae. The coding region runs from base 1 to 1464 and encodes 487 amino acids.
AUGAGCAAAACAAAACAAAACAACUAUCUUUAUAUAUAUAAUAAUUUAUCGAUGGGAAAUGAAAAUAAUAUUAAUUUUAUUCCUUCAAGUAAUAAAGAAAUUACAAACCCAUUGGAUAUUUCUCUUCCAAAUCUUAUCUUAUCGAAGAUCUCAAGAUAUGCUAAAAAAAUAAACUGCUAUACAAAUAAUUCAAUUUUUUGGAUAAAUAAAAAAAAUGAAAAUAACAAAAUUGAUAACGAUUAUUUUUCAUGCCCCCAAAAAAAUUAUUAUUCUGUCAUAAAAAUAAAAUCAAAUAUUUUUCAUUCGUUUAAAAAUGUGUGUAACCAAAGUGGUUGCAAAAAAAAAUAUUGUAAUAUUUAUAAUUUAAUAAAAACUAAAUCAAUAAAAUCGAAAUUGUUCAAAUUAGACAGAAACAAAACUAAUUAUUUUAAGAAAAAAAGAGAAAAAGAGAAAAAUAUAUUUUAUAAAAAAAAAAAAUUAUAUUUUAACAAAAAACACCAAAAAAAUAAAUCAAUACACAAUGAAAAAACUGAUAGGAAUUAUAGUUAUUUCCCUUGUAUUCAUUUAAAAAAAAAAAGUGACAUCAAAUAUUCUUUUCCUUCAGAAAACCAAAAUAAUUAUAUGACUUAUGACAAUUUUGAUGACAAAAACAGCGAAAAUGGAAAAAUAAAAUACAUUAACCAUUUCCAAAUAUUUGAAUAUAAUAAAUCUGAAGAAAUAAAUAAACAAAAGUAUAUAAAUUCUAUAUCACUUUCAAUUAAAAAACAAAAAAAAAAAGUAUACUCAUUAGAAAAAAAUGCAUGCCGAAUUUUAGAUAUCAUAGAACUUUUAUUAUAUAAAAGAAUGGAUGAAAUAUUUACUUUAAAACAAAAUAUGUCAAAUCAUGAUAAAUAUAAAGAAAUAUAUCCGGAUAUUUUUUAUUUUGAUAACAAUGAUGAUCUUAUUGAAACUAUGGAUAAAAAAUUAAAAUUUUUGCCAAAGAUUCCAGUUAUUAAAAAUUUAGUACCUUAUUUUGGUCCUUCCCCUGAAAACAUUUUUGGAAAAUAUUAUUCCUUAUAUAAAUAUAAUUACAAACUAAUUGAUAUUAAAUUAAAAAUUUAUAAAAUUCCGAAUUUAUUCAAUCAAUUCAUAUUUUGUGGUAAAUACACACCAUUUGACAAUUAUAUUAAAUUCAGCAUUUAUAAUCAGAAUAGACAAAAUUGUAAAAAUUAUUUACAAAAAUAUGAUUAUUUUUUCACGCACAAUAAUUUUCGAAAAGCAUACAAAAUAAAAUCAACAAAAGCUAAUUGUAAAAUAUCCUUUUUAAAUUCUAUUACAAAUUCAAACAAAAAUAUAAUUCAAAAUAACCAAACCGAUUUCGUUAAAAUAAAUAAAAUACCACCAGAUUUAAUACAAAUUUUGAAUUACAAAAUUCUAAAAUUAGCCCAAAAAAGAGAGUCAACAAUACAUCUAAUUACAUCAUAA